Molecule: messenger RNA, 1332 nt
Organism: Suillus subaureus
Lineage: Eukaryota; Fungi; Basidiomycota; Agaricomycetes; Boletales; Suillaceae
Exons: 14
Coding region: 1-1332 (443 amino acids)
Source: RefSeq, a predicted model, not a curated record
AUGCAUAGCCAGACUGCGAGCUUGGCAUUGCUGCUGUCGCUCCUCCAAUCACCUUCGAGGGCUUUGCUGGGACAGGCGGUGCGAAUGGCGUGCAGAUCUGCGAUGAAGUCACAUAUUCAUCAAAGUGAUAUUGACUUCGAUGACUUGUCGAAGUUCAGUGCUCGGGUGGAGGAUGGCGAAUUGAGAGAUGGGUCCAUGGACUCGCAUGGUGCCGGGAAGGGAUCUGUGCGAGGCAGGGUUGACAAAGCGGAGAUGUUUGGAGAUGGCGCGAAAGAAGUAGCCCCCAGCAUGGGAUGCAUGCUGGGCCUUGGGGCUUGCGGAGGUGAGACAAGUGGUGGCAGGAGUAGUGGUAUUGAGAGCACAGAAGGCGCCUUGGGUGGCGGCGGGAGUCGAAAGGAUGAUGUAACUGGGAAAAUAAAAAUGAUUGUUUUAGAUGAGUUGAAAGUCGAAGUUGGGAGCUAUAUACUAGGCCUAGCAUAUAAUACAAAGCGAUUCUGUACUUGUCAUAUCUUGUCGCACGUUGUUGAAACAAUCGAAGUCAAAAUCGGAGUAGGGAGCUGUACGUCUGACAUUCCCUAUAUUUCACGCCAACGCCAAUAUGCAAAGAGCUGUAAAUGGGCCGAUAUUUUCCUGAGUGUCAACGGUCAUACUGCACCGAUAUGCAAGCAGAAACACGACUCACUAUGCACAAAAAAAAGGUCUAUCGUGCAGUCCAUGCUGGUGCACGCUGAGUCAUUCCAGCACAACCAGGGACAACUGUCUGCGCUAGUUGCGCCAGCCGCGUCAGUGGGCAUAGCAGAGAUUGAUGAUGCUAAAGCAGCAACGACGGCGAAGACAAUUGCAGAGGAGAGACGCAUUAUCUAUAUGUGCAGUGCCAGCAAAGUCCAUCAGCAGUCUGGCGUGGGGCUACUGGGCGUUCGCAUUUCCAACAAACCGUCGGCUUGGUACCAAAAGCACUUGACAUCUCGGAGUCAUGAUGUCUCCGUGUUAAAGUACUACAGUGUUAAGACGAAGCCUCAAAGGGACGUUCCCAAGCAGCAGAUCUCAGAUCUCAUACUUCGUCUCACAUUAACAAAAAGGACACCAUCCCAUCUGAAUCAGAUAUCAGAGUCUGUCAUGCCCUUCACACGCCUAGAUCGAAGUUCAUCUGGAGCUAGUGUGGGUUUUGCACAUAUUCCUUUCCUAAGGGGUCUGAUGAUGAGUGAACCCUGGAUACUUGUCCCUGACUUGGCCUAUUUUCACUUUUUAUUGAAUUGGCUGGAGACCCGCCAGCUAUGGACAAUUCUGACCCAGCUUCCUUUCGACUGUCGACGUGCGCAGCCAGUAAGAUAA